Molecule: messenger RNA, 822 nt
Organism: Pogona vitticeps (central bearded dragon)
Lineage: Eukaryota; Metazoa; Chordata; Lepidosauria; Squamata; Agamidae
Gene: GLRX
Product: glutaredoxin
Cellular component (GO): mitochondrion
Molecular function (GO): glutathione disulfide oxidoreductase activity
Source: RefSeq, a predicted model, not a curated record
AAAAAGCAAGGAGCGAGGUGGGGGAAGGGACUCCUCCUAUAGGGUGUUGUCUCUCAGGGGAGGCGUGAGACUCCUGGCUGAUAAAAACUGGAGCUCAAAGUACAGCUGCAACUGGUGCUCUCUUGCCAUAAACUUUGAACAUUACAGUGUGUUUGCCUGCUACUAGUUGGCGAGGUGGUCUCUUGGCAAUGGCCCAGUUUGUGAAGAGCCACACUGCACCUGAUAAAGUGGUGGUGUUUGGGAAGAAAAGUUGCCCUUACUGCCACAAGGCUGUCGAGUUACUGGAAGAAUUUCAGCUGAAGCCUGGGCAUUUUGAAUACGUCGAUCUCUCCAGAGAAAGUAACGUGGAGGAGAUUCAGCAAUAUUUCAUGCAGCUCACAGGUGCCAGAACGGUACCUCGUAUCUUUGUUGGAGAAACCUGUAUUGGUGGUUUUACAGAACUAGAAGCUCUAAAAAGAAGUGGAAAACUUGAGCCCAUGUUAAAGAGAAUUGGGGCUUUGUGAAGAGCAGAGAUGCCUCUAGGCUGAGACUACCUCAUACUGCAACCCAAGUCUUUGGAAAUGAAACCGCAGUCGCCUACCUCCUGUUCUUUUCAUGUGUGGUGGUGUUUAUUGCAUGUUUCAACACAGAGCGGUGAUAGUGAAUGCAUCUAGUUUUCUUUUGGCUUGAUAAGAAUAUGGCCGCAAAUCCUUUUCACAUGUCUGUAUUCCUUUAUUCCUGUUAAUGUUACUAUUCCCCUUUUAUCCCUUUAUGUCUCGAUCCCUAAUCAACUGGGAAUGAUUAAAAGGGAUCUAGUAAAUAAAUGCUUGUUCCUUUAAAAAA